Molecule: messenger RNA, 1413 nt
Organism: Stylophora pistillata
Lineage: Eukaryota; Metazoa; Cnidaria; Anthozoa; Scleractinia; Pocilloporidae
Product: E3 ubiquitin-protein ligase TRIM45-like
Molecular function (GO): zinc ion binding; protein binding
Source: RefSeq, a predicted model, not a curated record
CCUACAAAACCGUCGGCUACGAACACUAGUUAGUAUUUUCAAUGAAAAAUGGCCUAUUUAUUUGAAAAAUUUCGAGUUAGCACUACGAUAGCGUCUAGUUUUUCUGAAAAUCACGCUCUUAUUUAACACCUUCGCCAUUGGUCGUGGCCAUUCUGGAGACUCACUGAAGGUCAGCCAAUCUUCCUUAAACCUGUCCACCAUCUGAUGAGAACAUGUUUGUCUACCGAGGUCAAGCAGUAUAAAAUUAGAAGUAUUCUCAGAAAUCUUGCAUGUCAAAUACGCCUUUAGGCAUCGCAUCUGAUUCGUUAAUAUUUAUAGCAUUUCAUUCGCAAGACAACAACUGUUUUAUUAGGGGUCUUUAAUACGUGUAGCAAAAUCCUUCCUUUCAAGUCGCUAAACAUGGAUAUCAAAACCUUACUUGACAAUCUUCAUGAAGAAGUUUCCUGUCCGGUGUGCAUGACCACAUUUACUCAACCAAAGCAGCUGCCAUGUUUACACAGCUUCUGCCUUCACUGUUUAGCAGGAAUUCAAAGAAACAGUGGCCACCAUGAUGUCAUAACAUGUCCUGAGUGUCGCAAGGAGAGUCAAGUCCCUGGUGGAAACCUUAAAGAUAUGCCCACUAACUUUCGCAUCAACAGUUUACUAGAUGUGCUGGCCAUAAGGGAGUGCAGUUCUACCGGAGUCAAGUGCAGAAACUGCGACAAAAGAAGAGUGCAAAGUUUCUACUGUUUUCAGUGUUGUGCAUUCUGGUGUGAAGAGUGUAUCACUGUGCAUAACUUACUCCGAGAAAACGAAGAACACCGAGUACUUGCACUGGAAGAUUUUGAAGAUCAAGACGUUGAGGAUGUCUUGAAGCGAUCAGCAUUUUGUUCACGACAAGGCCACGAAAAGGAAAAGUUGAAAUUCUUCUGUGUCAAAUGUGAAGAGACUGUUUGUUCUUCAUGUGUUGUAACCGCUCACCAUAGACAUGUUAUAGUACUAUUAGAAGAAGCGGCCAAUGAAAAGAAAUUGCUAGUCAUGUCCACGAUUGAAUCCAACAAAGCAAAAGCACAAAGGAUGAGAAACAAAAUCUUGAAACUUGACGAGAGUUCUCGUAACAUCGAAGCAAACGUUGCCAAAGUAAAAAGAAGCGCGCAACAGUUUGCAGAAAUCAUGAUCGCAGUUAAUGAAGCCAAGAAACAGGAAAUCUUUGAUGAAGCGCAUCAUGAGGCGCAACAAUCCCUGGAACGUUUGCGAAUACAAAGGAUCGAAAUGGAACAGAAAGUCAAAAUGAUCGAAACAGCAGUCACAAAAUUUGAAACGCUUUUAAAGCGAAGCACCAGCGCAGAGCUUGCAGAGUUAGAUAAGGCAAUAAACACAAUCAUCCCGAAAGAAGUCGAGCUACUCGNUUUAGUUUUGCAUCCGAUUGGUUGA